Folsomia candida is the source of this 1353-nucleotide messenger RNA. RefSeq names its product RRP15-like protein. Gene Ontology annotation, biological process: maturation of 5.8S rRNA; maturation of LSU-rRNA. NCBI's taxonomy places the organism in Eukaryota, Metazoa, Arthropoda, Collembola, Entomobryomorpha, Isotomidae. Gene Ontology annotation, cellular component: preribosome, large subunit precursor. The coding region runs from base 42 to 1262 and encodes 406 amino acids. The transcript has 5 exons. The record is from RefSeq and is a predicted model, not a curated record.
UCAGACCUCUCUAAGAUUAGUAUAAUUAAUCCCAAAUUACAAUGCAAUCACUAUCUCACAAUGUCCCAAAGUCUGGCAAGUGCAGAGUCCUCACCUCUCUCAACUACACACGUGCUGACUGGGAAUAUUCUGCAAUUGAAAUGGUGGACGUAUCCGAGAUUGAGCAAGACUACGAGGUCAAUUCUUCUUCAGAUGAAGAGGAGGAGGAGGACGAGGAGGAACAAUUGGGGAGCAGUGGCGACGACGAGGGAGACGAAGACUUGUCCAGCAGUGAUGGCGACGAGGAUGAUGGAGAAAGUAAAAGCAGCGGCAACGAUGAAGAUCAAGUGGACGAAGGCGAGGAACCGGAAAUUGAUUCUUCCGCAGGGGAAGAAGAGGGUGACGAUGACGACGACGACGAUAAACCCUCCGCCGGCGACGAGCAAGCAGAGGUUUCAGGUUGGGCAGAUUCCAUUGCAAAGAUUCUCAAAAGUACGAAGCCUAAAAACAAGAAGGAGUUGAUGCUGUCAAGAGCGAGAAAAGAUUAUGAGGUUAACAAAACCGUUGUUAAAGUACAAAAGAGGUUGGGUGCAAAAGUACGACCACUUAGAAAGGAAGACGACUUGGAAAUUGUCCCUUCAGAUAAACCAAAAUCUGACGAUGUUCUCAAGAGAGAGAAAGAGUCGGACGAGCCCACCUCCAAGACAAAAAAGGAUGAUAACAUUUUAUCCCUCAAAGUGCAGAGAAAGUUGGAACUCAAACAGAAAAAAUUGGAACUCGCCUGGGAAAAUUUGGCAAGGAUGAACGCAGAAAAAGCAGAUCCAGAAAUGGAAAGAGAUUUAGUCAAAAUGGCAACAAAAGGCGUCGUUCAACUCUUUAACGCGAUAUCCAUGCAGCAGAAAACAAUCAAGACAAAGUUAAAGACGUCCGAAAAGUCUGAAUUUAAAAAGGACAAAAUCCUUAACCAAACCAAAGACAUAUUUGAUAAUGCCAUGAUCAAAAGUAAAAACAGACAACCUGGUAACUCGAGAAGCUCCAACAAUAACGACAACGGGGACAAGGAGGCUGAAAUAAAAGAGGAGGACAUGUCCAGUGAUGAUGAUGAUGAAAUGGUUGGCUUAGGUUCCGUAUCUAUCAAAAUCAACAAGCGGCCAUCGACUGACACGAAAAAAGGGCAAAAGAGUGUACCAUCGAAAAAGAAGCCAGUUUGGAACGCAUUACAAGAUGAUUUUAUGCUAAAUGCGAAACUGAAGGAUUGGGACAAAGACAGUGAUAGUGACUAAAUCUUAAAGCAUGCUUAUCUUUUGUAUCAAUACUAUGAAUUGCUACUUUUUAAAUCUUGAUUGCAAUAAAUGCACUACGUUUAUGCAAAAA